GUCAUUUGCUUCUUCCGUCAGCAGUGGUGCCAGUGUAUAAUAACGUUACACCGCAGAGUGUGCGGUAACGUUUUACUGUCGCUACUUCAAUAAAGUUAUCGAUAAAACUAAUGCAACAGUGCAGAUAGAGUGAACUAGAGAUGGCCACAGCUGUGUCAGGUGUUAAUAGAAGGCGAUGUGGAAAAUCUUUGGCCGAUUUCACAGCUAAAUACCAAAACGUAGCAUAAUAUGGACAACGCGCAGUCCGCGGGCGAUGACAGCGAUAAUGAUGUGGUCACUGAUUUUCUAAACUCCAACUGCAAUAGCAGCGAGGCUACAACAGCAGCCACCACAGCCACAGUUCCAGCAGCCGUUUUUAAUGGCGGACAGCACAGUGUAACAGCAACAGUCAAUGCCAAAUCCUUGAACCAGACGCCGCGCGUCUCUGUCGAGAGCCAAAAUUACUGUAUACCUAUUAUAAACGCACCUGCAUCUGCAUCUACACCAGCACCUGCCAGAAGCAACAACAACAACCACCCUGUCAGCAAUAGCCAUUGUGCCAGCAACAACAACAACAUGAUUCCCACCAUAAACGUCACACCACACAGUCCCGCAUCGGCGAGUAAAUACAAUAACAUAUUCGAGGACACGCUCAGCCAGCUACAAAAUAUCCGCGAGACUGUGGUGCAAAUGAAAAACUCCAGCCAGCAUAUGCAAGAUGGUCUGUCCAACUAUGGUCUGCUAAAUGCGGCCAUUUUGAGCGCUUCGCUGCCCGAUUUAAGCGGCGGUAAUGGUGCCGGCAGUGGAGGCGGAACCUCUGGCCCACAUUAUGUUAUGUGGUCGACAGCUCCGCAGCAGUGUCUCCUCAACACGGAUCGACGCAAGUCCUGGACAACAGUCGAUGAUGCUAGCGUUGCUGGGGACUGCACCAACAAGAGCGUCAGCCUUUCCAGUUUGGACAGCGAAGAGCAGGAGACAAUACGUGUGACCGAACAACGACGCCGUUCUGCCCGCAACAGUACCGGCGGCAUUUCCACGCACUCGCUCAAUGAGGCGGAACUGGCUCGCGACUUUGAACGGAUUGCGGCGAAGAGAAGUCUCGCAACAGAGAUCAUCAGUCGAAUUCCAUUGCAGAAAAGCAUCUCGACCUCAUCGAUAAUUGCCAAGGAAGAUAUAAAGGCAAUUGCUCGCCAUUUGACCGACAGCGAGGAUGAGAAUCAGAGUUUAUUGCGAGCGCAUGCCAAAAUCGAAGUUUAUGAUAACGUUGAGAAACGACGCAAACGAGGAUCGCUCUUUUUUCGGAAAAAGAAGGACAAGGCUAAGAUGAAGUCGAUUGGGGGACAGUUUAGUGCCUGCGAUGUGUGUGGCGCCCAAAUAACGCUCGCCCAGAUCAAGGAACAUCAGCUGGAGUGUAAGCUGCAGAGCAAAAGGUUGAUGGCUGGAGCCGGUAUGGGCGGCAAGGGGCAAGCUGGCCAGGAUUACUACGAUGGCAAUGAUGCACAUGCGCUCAACGAUGAUACGCCGUUGAUUCGCGCUGAAUUUCUCAAUGAGCCGCCUAUAGAAGCGCAUGAUUUGGGGGCGGAUCCGAUGCUGGGCAUUGUGCUAAAGGAGCACGACUCCUGGACUCCUGGCGUGCCAAAGGAUUUGUUGAAAACUCUGAAGGAGCUGCAAAUCAAGCGACAGGAGCACAUAUACGAGUUUAUAAUGACAGAGAAACAUCACUGCCAGACGCUGCUCGUCAUGCAAAAAGUGUUUGUGGAGAGUCUGGAGCGGCAUUUUCCUGCCUUCAACAUACACAGCAUGUUUCCGCGGCUCCAGCAGCUGACCGAUCUCCACACCUGCUUUCUGCGACAACUUCGCGAAAAGCAACGCGAGCAGCCUUUGGUGGACACAAUUGCCGACAUAUUGUUGGACUUUUUUUCGCUGGAGCAGGCACAGUGCCUGCGUCUGGCCUAUGGUGAGUUCUGUGCAAACCAUCGGACCGCACUCGAGCAAUUCAAGCAGUGUCUAAACGAGCCGAACUUCGCCGAGUGGUAUAAGCACUGUUUGCAGAAUCCGCUGCUCAAGAAGAAGGGAAUACCCGAAUGCAUUCUGUUUGUUACUCAGCGUCUGACCAAAUACCCGUUGCUGAUUGAGCCGCUCCUAAAAAGCGCACGCGAUAAUAAGCUGGAAACGGACAAACUGCAGCAUGCCCUUAAUUUGGUGAAAUCCCUGCUGGUCGAUGUUGAUGCCUGUGUGGCGGAGAAGGAGCUGCGCGAGCGUCAGCUUGAGAUCUAUGCACGUGUGGAUGCCAAGUCCUUUGCCAUCUACAAGAACAAGCCUUUUCGCAAGACCGAGCUGGGAGUGGAGUCGCGUCGUCGGCUGAAAUUCGAGGGUCUCGCCACCCUUAUGCAGGGCCGCGCUAAGACCCAACUAGUGUUGGUGGUGGUACUCACCGACUGCCUAUGCUUUCUCAGCGAGAACUCAGCCCAUAAUAAGUACACCUUCUUCACACCAGAACACAAAGCAGGUGUGGUGCCUCUGCAGAAGUUGCUCAUAAGGGAGAAGGCCGGUACGGAGUCGCGCGGCAUUUACAUUAUCUCCAGCAACCCGGACUUCCCCGAAAUGUACGAACUAAAAGUGCAGACGCCAAAGGAUAAACACAUUUGGAUACAAUCUAUACGCCAGGCGGUGUUAGAUUGUCCGGCCACAGACAUCAUUGAGGCCGAGGACUUGACGGCAGAGGAGAAAUUGCGUAUAGGCGUAAACAAGCGAGAGACCAUCGAGAAAAUGCGCCAAAAGGACAUUGAACAGGCGCUCCUAUUGGAGGAGAAACUGAUGCUGCAGCUGAAUCUUAUGAAAGAGCACCAACACUUCAGUGCAACCCCCGCAACGAAUGGCCAGCCAGCGGCGAUGAGCGCAGCCAAUUUCCUGGCAGCCUUUGGCUCAUACAAGGAGCUCGUGAAUGCCGACUGCGAUACGACUGAGCUAUGGCGGCGUGUGCUCAACACUGUGCAAGACAUCAGUCAGCUGGCGGCGACUAUUUACACCGCCGCCACAGGCCUGCCCGUGUCUCGCACGGUUAGCUCUGUUGGUGAGAAGCAGAGCGACAACUAUAACUCCCCCACAUUGCCGAAGCGGGCGGAAACCUUUGCAGGCUUUGAUGAGAAACGCGGAAAGCUUGGAGCUGCAUUUCCAUGCCGUGAUGCCACCAAGCUGGCGACGCUCCAGGUGCUCUCUCCACGUCUGCAGGAGCUGGAGGAGAAACGCGAGCUGAAAACUACUGCAACACCAAUGGCUGUGCCGGAGCCACCCCAACUGCAUGCCAGCACCGUGCCAGCGGCCAUUGAUGCAUCGGCGCUUAAGGAAUACAACUAUGCUGUGCUGCAGGUCUCCCAUCACCUGCACACGCUGCUCUGCAUAAUCUCGCAGCAAAUGACGACCAUACAGAGCUUGCAGCUGCAACUGGCACUCUAUAGGGAAAGCCCACGCAGCGCAUACACACACAACGAUCAGCUGGAGGAAUUGCGCAAUCUACAGGAUAAGCUGCAAGAGGAGAAAACCGCCUGGUUGCGUCAGAAGGAGCAGCAGGAGCAGGAACUGGCCGAGACACGUGCCCAACAGCUGCAGUUGCAACAGCAAAUCAAGGCAGAGCAGGAAGAUGUGCGACAGCAACGAGAACAGCUGUAUCGCAAAAUGGAGCUGCUGAGCAGUCAGGGAUUGCUACUCUCGCCCAGCACCACACUUCCCAUAGCUUCGCCAACGCUGGCAGCGGCUGUGGCGGUGGCUGCAGCCGCAUCGGCCACUGCCGAUGACAGCCACGAGACGGAUAAUGGUGCUCCAACUGUUCCCACAACAGCUACGACACCGGCAGGCACUGUGGAUCGUCGCAAAGAUAAAUGGCGUACUGCCUCGACUAUAUCGAAGACGCCGCCUGUGAAUCUGCAUAGCGCCACAAACGCGCCCAAAGCCAAUGCGGCCACUGUCAAGCAGAAACUGCCCAUGAAGCUAUCCUCUCUCUCCUCUACCACCAGCAGUAGCGCGACGCGCAUCGAUAAAUCUGCCAGUUUCAACAAUUCCAGCCCCAAUGUGGGGGUCCAGCAGUUAUUUCCACUGAAGCUAGCGGAUAAGCGACAAGCGGCAGUAGCUACACCUACUUCCACUGCCGCCUCACCGUCCAUAGUGCCGCAGCACUCUCGCACGGGCAGCUCCCCUGCAAUUAUUCAACAAACGGGGGCUCACACACCCACCAGCACCGGCGGAAUAUCACGUGCGGAUUCCGCAGCCACACAGCCCCAUUACGCGCAUCAUGUCGUAACGCCGCAUCAACGCUUAGGUGGACAGACUCCCACAAGCAGUCGCAACAUGAGCUCCCGGACGAAUAUUACACCAGUGGUGGUGCCCAGCGGUCAAGCGCCGCGUGCCAAACCCGAGGAGGAGGAAAUUUACUUCUGACGCAAAUUCACGCCAGAAGUAGAAAUCUAAACACACAUCUCAUUCCAAAGCAACAUAACAUUCCACAUAUCCAUAUCACACUCUUCCCCUCUCGCUAUAUACAUAUGUACAUAUGUAUGUAUAACUAACUAUGUGUGCAAUAACUCAUUAAUUGUAUGUAAACACAAAAAUGUUUGUUCCACACAACGUAUUUACAAGAAACUAGCAUCUCAAACUGUAGUGCAGGCUCUCAAACUGUAAACGAUACCUUGCUCAAUGCAUUUUGAAUUCUCAUUGCAUUUUAUUAACUGACUAUACUUACUUGUAUUCCUUUUUUUAGACUUUUUAGUAUGUGUAUGUGUGUUGUUUAUUAACUUAUUUACUUAUAACAAAGUAUGUAACUCUAUUUUGAAUGACGCGUUCAUUUUGUUCUGAAACGAAUUUUUCAUACUUCCAAAUAUAACUAUGUACUUAGAUAUUAAGGUAUUAAAAC
Scaptodrosophila lebanonensis is the source of this 4885-nucleotide messenger RNA. It is a transcript of the gene cyst, whose product is annotated as rho guanine nucleotide exchange factor 18. NCBI's taxonomy places the organism in Eukaryota, Metazoa, Arthropoda, Insecta, Diptera, Drosophilidae. The transcript has 3 exons. Gene Ontology annotation, biological process: regulation of Rho protein signal transduction. The coding region runs from base 229 to 4413 and encodes 1394 amino acids. Gene Ontology annotation, molecular function: guanyl-nucleotide exchange factor activity. The record is from RefSeq and is a predicted model, not a curated record.